AUGGACCCUAGAUCGGAGAUCAAGCCGUCAAGUGGUCAACUGGAUAAAAUCACAGACCGUCUUAGCCUCUACUGCAACCAACUCUCCCAAUCCCCGAUCCACUCUACAGCACAACCCUUCCACAACUACAACCCAGCAUCGACCCUCAACCAAAAUACCACCGCAAUGUCUCGCGACCCCAUAACCUGUCACGUCCUUAACACCCUAACGGGUACUCCCGCGGCGAACCUCCCAGUGACACUGACCCUCCUAUCUGGGCCCUCCAGCAGCAGCCAGAGUCCCAUCAGUUUCCGCGCGACGACCGACGCAGACGGACGAGUCAAAAACUGGGAGCCCACCGCAACUUCAUCGUCAGCUUCAUCGGUCCCCGCUAUUCUUUCUGCACUCCCAACCGCCGAUAGCAAGACAAAUUGGUCCGUUCGAUUUGAAGUCGGUCCAUGGUACGAGGCACAAGGAGUUGAGAGUUUCUGGCCCGAGGUCGAGGUGAAGUUUACGGUCAAGGGACGGGGCCGGGAGGGAGAAGAAGGAUGGCGGCAUUAUCACGUUCCCGUGCUGUUGGGACCCUGGAACUAUUCGACGUAUCGCGGCUCAUGA
Messenger RNA from Aspergillus niger, 594 nucleotides. RefSeq lists its product as uncharacterized. The transcript has a single exon. Gene Ontology annotation, molecular function: hydroxyisourate hydrolase activity. Gene Ontology annotation, biological process: purine nucleobase metabolic process. Lineage: Eukaryota; Fungi; Ascomycota; Eurotiomycetes; Eurotiales; Aspergillaceae. The record is from RefSeq and is a predicted model, not a curated record. Bases 1 to 594 code for a protein of 197 amino acids.